Ogataea angusta is the source of this 543-nucleotide messenger RNA. RefSeq lists its product as uncharacterized. The transcript has a single exon. The record is from RefSeq and is a predicted model, not a curated record. The coding region runs from base 1 to 543 and encodes 180 amino acids. Lineage: Eukaryota; Fungi; Ascomycota; Pichiomycetes; Pichiales; Pichiaceae. Gene Ontology annotation, cellular component: CCAAT-binding factor complex. Gene Ontology annotation, molecular function: RNA polymerase II cis-regulatory region sequence-specific DNA binding; DNA-binding transcription factor activity, RNA polymerase II-specific. Gene Ontology annotation, biological process: regulation of transcription by RNA polymerase II.
AUGUCCGAUAAUAAAGCAGCAGAGGUCAACAGGACAAUGUCAUCUACAAUGUCAGCUGAAUUCUCUCAAUCACAACCACAGAAUCCGCAACACAUAGAACUGAUGUAUAGGUCAUCCCAACAGCCGCUCACUGGGGAUUAUCUUGAUAGUGCCGAAUAUCAUACAUCUACAUCAACAGACCAAUCGCCGCUUCCCACUACGCCUUCUCCGCCUGCCCAAGCACGUACGUCCUCCGUAACGUCGCAAACUCAGGCUGAUCAACCUUACUAUGUGAAUGCUAAACAAUAUCAUCGCAUUCUGAAGCGAAGAAUAGCGAGAGCAAAACUCGAAGAAAAUUUGAAGAUUCAGCGUGGACGCAAACCUUAUUUACACGAAUCAAGACAUAAACAUGCUAUGCGCAGACCAAGAGGCCAGGGCGGUCGAUUUCUGACCGCUGCAGAGAUAGCAGAAAAAGAACGAUUGGAAAAGCUGGAAGAAAUUCAAAAAAACAACGAACUAAACCAGAAUCUUAAACACCAAGACUCCGGAGAAAAUGUCGAAUGA